Molecule: messenger RNA, 390 nt
Organism: Triticum turgidum subsp. durum (durum wheat)
Lineage: Eukaryota; Viridiplantae; Streptophyta; Magnoliopsida; Poales; Poaceae
Source: the annotation of a GenBank genome assembly
AUGGCGCUGAGGAGGAUUGUCAAGGAGCUCAAGGACCUGCAGAGGGACCCGCCGACCUCCUGUAGCGCAGGCCCCUACUCGGGCGGCGUGUUCCUGGUGACCAUCCACUUCCCGCCGGACUACCCGUUCAAGCCCCCCAAGGUGGCCUUCAAGACCAAGGUGUUCCACCCCAACAUCAACAGCAACGGCAACAUCUGCCUCGACAUCCUCAAGGACCAGUGGAGCCCCGCCCUCACCAUUUCCAAGGUUCUGCUGUCGAUAUGCUCGCUGCUGACGGACCCCAACCCGGACGACCCGCUGGUGCCGGAGAUCGCGCACAUGUGCAAGGCCGACCGGACCAGGUACGAGUCCACGGCCAGGGGCUGGACGCACAAGUACGCCAUGGGAUAG